Molecule: messenger RNA, 2481 nt
Organism: Parathielavia appendiculata
Lineage: Eukaryota; Fungi; Ascomycota; Sordariomycetes; Sordariales; Chaetomiaceae
Product: cysteine proteinase
Exons: 5
Coding region: 1-2481 (826 amino acids)
Biological process (GO): protein deubiquitination
Cellular component (GO): nucleus; cytosol
Molecular function (GO): cysteine-type deubiquitinase activity
Source: RefSeq, a predicted model, not a curated record
AUGGAGAUGAUGAAAGCGGCUAGUUCGCUCAUGGUGCCCAAGAAGUUCCGCAGCGUGAGGGAAAAGACUGGGCAUCGACGCAACAGAUCGUCCGAGGCCGGCAACAAGCCACGGCCGCUAACAGCCGAAUCGUGGCUCUCCAUCUUCAAGCCCGACUCCGUGAAGCAGGCGCAGAGGGAAAAGGAAGAGGAGGAGAAGGAAGCGGCAAAGGUCGAGGAUGUAGCCAAGCGCCUUGAGGAGCUUAAUUACCAUGAGAUUUCGCAGGAUAUCAUCCGCCUCGCACUCCGCUCCAACUUCGCCGCCGGCGACAUCAACAAAGCAGUCGAGCUCCUCCAAUUGCAGCAGCAGGCCUUCUCCGGAAUAAUACAGCCCUACGACCCAAAUGUCGUAUUGCUUGGUGCUGAGAACAGGGGAAACGUCACCUGCUAUCUCGACUCGUUGCUCUUUGCCAUGUUCGCCCACUUGACAGCCUUCGAAUCGAUGCUCAAGAAUGACUUGGAAAACGAGUCCCAGAGGAAGUUGGCCGCUUUAAUUAGGUUAUGGGUCAACAUGCUCAGGAGUGGAAAGCUCAUUCACACCGAUAUGACGGAGCACAUUCAGCAAGCCUUGGCCGACUGCGGCUGGAAAGAUGCUGCCCGUCUUGAGCAGCAGGAUACGUCGGAAGCCUUUGCCUUCAUCGCCGAUGCGCUCCAGCUGCCCCUUCUCGCCCUCCGGAUGGACCUGUUUCACCAGGGGAAAGGAGAUGUAGACGACCACAAGGUUGUGCAUGAAAGGUGCCUCAAUCUCCCUGUGCCCCCCGACACGGAUGGCAAAGGGGUCAAGCUUGAAGAUUGCAUGGAGGCGUAUUUCAACAACAAGGUCGAUGUGCUUCGGGAUAGCGUCGAGGAAAAGAAAUCUGUCGACAAGCCCGCCAUCACCCCGGAGAGCAUGACUCGGAUGGUUCCUGACGAAGAAGCCCCGGACGAGCACACUGAGAACACUCAAUUGCAACGACGGUGGACAACGCACGGGGAUGUCGUGCAGUCUCCAGUCUCCGCUCCCAGUCCUAGUUCCCCGCCAUCAAGUUCUCGGGCCAGGUCAACCAGCAUUAUCCAGCGAUUUAUAGUGAGCGAGAAGACCGCGUCGGCAGAUGCGGAGACGAGAAGCCUGCUCCAGCGAGCCAAGCGGACUGGCUCAAACGUGGUGAAGGCCGUGACCAUUCCGGCUUGGCAGUUCUACCGGUUGAUACCGUGGAAUGCCACCUCCUCCACCGCUCCAAGCAGUGACGUAGAGCUCGCUCGGCAUUUUAACCAACGCCCUGUCGUUGCCAUUUGCUUGAAGAGGUACACAAUGACAGAGAAAGGUGUGCCCAUACGCCAGAACACGUUCAUCGACAUCCCCGACAGCCUUCGCCUCCCGCAUUUCAUGGUUGUCGACGACUGCGACGUCGAGGAGCAAGACCCCAAUGGGUUAAGCCAGGAAUAUAAGCUGGUGUUGCAGUCAGUCAUCUGUCACAGGGGUGAUUCAAUCCAUAGUGGGCACUAUGUUGCCUAUGCUCGGGUUGCACCGAAGCUCCUAACAGAUAACCGGGGUCACGACCAUGAUCCGCCCCCCGACUACGAGGAGCCCCAAUGGGUCAAAUUCGACGAUUUGGCGAUCGAGAGGCGUGUCGAACCAGUGGAUGACAUUCAGCAAUGUCUCCGCAGACAGGAAGAGAUGCCGUAUGUGCUGAUCUACCAACUCGUCCCCAUGGUGGACGUCACGACCGCGUCGACGGACGGCUCUGUGACGGAUCCCCCGGGGUACCUCGAGUCAACAGUUGACGUUUCCAAAACGCCGAGCGCUGAGACGAUAUCCGAUGCCGGUCGGCUGUCGAAGUCGAUUAGCGGCUACUUCGACUCGGGCACAACGCUCACCCAAUCGGGACCGCGCCUUCGCCCCAGUUCCGAGAUCGAGCAGCCUCCGCGGCUUAGUUUUGAGGAGUAUGACAUGCAGGCGCUUACUAUCCAGACAGACAAUUCCAGGCGAGGUAGCGUCACAUUUUCCGAGCCGGUAGCUACUUCCAAUCCUGCCGCUAGCCCUGAGGCCGGCUCUCCAGCCGUCACGCCUCAGGAAGAGACCACCUCGGCCCGACUCUCACGGGCAGCGGCAAUGUUCAAGUCAGGCGCAAGCAAGUCCCGGCCGACCAGCCAAGCCGGCGAGGGGAGGAUUAGUCUCACGAUAUCGAGGCUCGGCUUUGGCCGGCAGAGCAAGGAUAGCGGCUCCAGCGUCGGCAACGGCACGACAAACUCGGAAGCGUCGACGAGCGAGCAGGGCGGGCCCACGGACGGGGAGGAGUCUUCCGGCAAGGAGAAGGAACACCAUCACUUUCACAGGAAAGAGAAGGACAGGGACCGGAACAAGUCCAAGAGUCGCGACAAGGAGGACAAGAAGGACAAGGACAAGGGGAAUGGCAAGGGCAGGGAGAGUGUCCAGCCUGACCGCGAGUGCGCUGUCAUGUGA